CAGCAGCAGCAGCACAGAAGGGGGCUGGUGUCUCUGCCGUGGACGAGCCCACGGAUGAGGAGCUGCUGGAGGCCACACAGGACCACAACGAGCCCCUGCAACCUCCAGCAGCCAUGGAGGUGACGGCCGAGACACCAGCUCCCGCGCCACAUCCUGGAGCUGCCAGUCCCCCGCCACCUGGAGUGCAGGAGUUGACGGAGCCAGCCGUCCUCCCUCCCCCGCCUCCUGCUGGCAGUUCUGAGCUGCUGCCUGCGUCCUGGCGGGCAGCUCUCACUGCGGAGCAGCAGCAGUGGAUCGGCCGGGUGCUGUUUACCAGGAGCAGCAAGGGGAGGUCCCAGCUCAUCAAGGAGCUGAACGUAUGGUGGUACCCUCCCCAGACCCGGCCGAUCUACACCCAGCCUCCCGCGUCCCCCGACCCCUUCUUUGCAUGUCGGCUGUUCCUGUGGAUGCCACACAGGAUCUGGCAUCUGCAGCUGACAUGCCCCCAGCCUUUGUGCACCGGUACCAUGACAAAGGCUGGGCUGUACAGGACCAUCCAGAGGGUCCUGGACAUCGACGGCUGGUAUCUCAUGGCCACUGAGUACCUAGAGUGCCGUCGGUGUAAGAAGAAGGUCGGAGGGUGGUCACAGGGCAUCAUCAGGCAGCUGUCCCCCACGUACAGCUGCCAAUUCCCAGCUGUACUUACGUACAAGCUGUCCUGUGACCUUAGGGUGGUCGCACAGCUGAGGUCUCGCACUCUGGGCAACAGUGCUUCUCGGCUGGCGCACUCCGAUGCCUGGAUGCGGAGAGCUAUCGCGUACAUCGGCGUGUUCUACAGCCAUGACGUCCUGACGCGGCUGGAGGAGUACAAGGCCAGGAUCACGUCCACCUUGGGAUCCAUCCUAAAGAUGGAUUCCACUAAGAAGGUGACGAAAAAGCUCGCAGGUACCGCUGAAGACACGGCCGCCUGGGUUACCAACGUGGGUAACGAGCACGGGCAGGUCCUCAUCAGUGUCCUCACCUGCUCCGAGGGCACCGAGGGCCUGUCCGCCAUGGCGGUCGGGUUGAUGAGGCGGUACCGACGCGCCGGGGUACGUCCCCCCCAGCUGAUCUACGUGGAUCGUGACUGCUGCAGCCGAGACGGCGUGUCGAAGACCGCUGCCUUGUUUCAGGUGUGAAACUGAGACUG
This is a messenger RNA of Perca flavescens (yellow perch), 1168 nucleotides long. RefSeq lists its product as uncharacterized. Lineage: Eukaryota; Metazoa; Chordata; Actinopteri; Perciformes; Percidae. The record is from RefSeq and is a predicted model, not a curated record. The transcript has 5 exons. Bases 114 to 1157 code for a protein of 347 amino acids.